This is a messenger RNA of Salvia hispanica, 632 nucleotides long. The record is from RefSeq and is a predicted model, not a curated record. Lineage: Eukaryota; Viridiplantae; Streptophyta; Magnoliopsida; Lamiales; Lamiaceae.
CCAACACUUUGCAUUGACCCACUUCUUCUUUUGGAGAGAGAGAGAGAGAGAGAGAGGAGAGAGUGGAAAUCAUCAAAUGUUGUGGGUUGUAGUCCAAAGAACCAUGAUGAUCAUUGAAGAAGAAAGAUAACAACAACCAAAACAAGAUGGCUAGCACAAGUGAGGAGGGGAAACCAAGAGACAUGACAUAUUGCUUCCCCUCCGCCGGAAACCACCUCCAACCCUUUCAGCCGAUGCCGGAGAUCUACAACCUAGCCUCCGGCGUCGACAUGAUAGGGUUUCCACCCAAGAAUUUGCACAACCACUCCACCUCCAGCUUCGGCUUCGCAGCGAUUUCCGGUGCAUCAAACGAGGCCUUGAUGGCCUCAUCCUAUCAGCACAACAACAGAUCACUGAUCGUCGACGGCGACGAUCCAUCUCUGAGAUGUGUCUUCACCUGCGAAGGGAACGAGAGGCCGAGCCAAGGCCUUUCCCUCUCCCUCACCUCCUCCGACCCUUCCACCAUCGCGCUGCAGCCGUUCGAGCUCCGCCACCACGACGAUCUGAGAUUCGGGCCGUCGAGCUCGAGAUCGGUGAAUUUCGAGCAUCCGCCACCGCCGGGAUACUCCCAUGGACGAGGUAACCAAUUAUAA